GGGAAGCACCCAGCCCGACUGCCCAGCUGGAAACGAACUCAGUCCCUGCCGGCUCUCCACUCCGCCAGAGUGUAGCUCGGCGGUGAGGACGCUGCAACGCGCGCCCACUCUGCGGCCAGAGUGGAUUCGCGCGACGUUGCGGCUGCGCGAGGGGCCUUUUCCUGGGAGCCAUCCGGGAAAAGCCCGGCUUAACUACGGGCCUUUCGGCCAUUGGACGGACCCUCCAAGCCGCAGAAGGACGGCGAAAGGGGACUGAAGCUGAACUGAGCUCUUUCCUAGUGGAGAGAGCCCGCUAGGGCGAGGUGGGAAGGGGGGGGUGGGGCGUGUUGCGAAGCUCACGGCCAGCGGUGGAUUAUCCGGGACACUUUGCGCCUGGGGGCUGCGAAGUGAGCGAGGAGGACAAGGGCAUGCUCAGUGGUGGCGGCGGUGAUGCGGUCCUUUCCAACGCCGCGGCGCGGGGGCAAGUGGAGGCCGUGCGGCAGCUCCUGGAAGCCGGUGCGGAUCCCAACAGACUCAACCGCUUCGGGAGGCGCCCGAUCCAGGUCAUGAUGAUGGGCAGCGCCCGCGUGGCCGAGCUGCUGCUGCUCCACGGUGCGGACCCCAACUGCGCGGACCCCGCCACUCUCACCCGACCCGUGCACGACGCGGCCCGGGAGGGCUUCCUGGACACGCUGGCGGCGCUGCACCGAGCCGGGGCGCGGCUGGACGUGCGCGACGCCUGGGGCCGCCUGCCCGUGGACCUGGCUGAGGAGCGGGGCCACCGCGACGUCGCCCGCUACCUGCGCGCGGCCGAGGGAGACUGAUGGCGCGUGCACACAGCCGCCCCAAACGACUUUUCUUUUCUCUCCAGUUCCCCACCCCAACUUAGUUCAAUGAGGUCUGCAAACAUGGAGCGGCGGAAGUCUUCCUGGGCGACCUGAUUCCCCGCAGGGAAGGAGGGGCAGACCGGGAAGAAAUUUUUUUUUUCUCUUUUUUUCUCUGGGUGGAGCCCUCGACACUCACCGUGAAGUGAAACGCAGAGAGGUGGGGCAAAUGGAUUUCCAGCGAGAUUUAGGAGCCGAAUGUGGAAUUCCCAGGUUUAUUUUUCAGGGUUUUCUGGCGAAAAGUGGCAAGUGAAGAAAUCCGCGAAGGAACCCAAGUGCUGCGAAUCUUCACACAAAAGAUGGUGGGGCGGAGUGGGAGGCGGCGGUGACUGGCAUUCGAGUGGGAGGCAGGUGAUAACAUUCGCCCCUCUGACCUUGAAGGAACCCCCCUGUAAGCCCCCACUUCAGGCGUUAGGCCCUGGGGAUAUGAGGGCAAAGCUGAAGACGGAGGACCAAGCAAUGAUGACGGUCGUCGUGGGCUCUUUCUUUACAAGCUGCACGGAGCAGAGCAGGUAACGUGCAAAACGCUCCAUACUGGAAGCCUUGGGGACUCGCGCCCAGCUCCACCGGAUAGUGACGGGGAAGAGAGGACCCGGAAGCCACCUCGAACUUGCCCGCUUAUUCUAAAGUCCCCAGGACAAGGUGGUUCUGAACAGCUCUCCGAGAGGGGCGCUCGUUUGCUGUUGUUAAAUCAAGGCGAGAUUCUUGCGGCGUUCCAGCAGAGUCCGCGCACAGACUGAAGUCGGGGAUUGUAGCGAGAGCAACUGUAGGUAGGCCGUUAACUGUAACGAUUUGUUUAAUCUAUAAACGGUAGGAUACAGAGAGCCCCCUGUAAAUUGCCACUUGAAAAGAUUUCGUGACAUUUUGUACUUCUGGGUGGUUCUUCAGUAGCAGUCUUACUUACGGAGACUUUAAA
Balaenoptera acutorostrata (minke whale) is the source of this 1779-nucleotide messenger RNA. It is a transcript of the gene CDKN2B, whose product is annotated as cyclin dependent kinase inhibitor 2B. Gene Ontology annotation, molecular function: protein kinase binding; cyclin-dependent protein serine/threonine kinase inhibitor activity. NCBI's taxonomy places the organism in Eukaryota, Metazoa, Chordata, Mammalia, Artiodactyla, Balaenopteridae. The coding region runs from base 408 to 803 and encodes 131 amino acids. Gene Ontology annotation, cellular component: nucleus. Gene Ontology annotation, biological process: regulation of cyclin-dependent protein serine/threonine kinase activity; negative regulation of cell population proliferation. The transcript has 2 exons. The record is from RefSeq and is a predicted model, not a curated record.